Musca vetustissima is the source of this 1132-nucleotide messenger RNA. Its product is annotated as potassium voltage-gated channel protein Shaker-like. The annotation marks the transcript as partial. The transcript has 7 exons. The record is from RefSeq and is a predicted model, not a curated record. Lineage: Eukaryota; Metazoa; Arthropoda; Insecta; Diptera; Muscidae. Gene Ontology annotation, molecular function: delayed rectifier potassium channel activity; protein binding. Gene Ontology annotation, biological process: potassium ion transmembrane transport; protein homooligomerization. Gene Ontology annotation, cellular component: voltage-gated potassium channel complex; membrane.
AUUUUGGUUUUCCUAUUGAAAUUUCAUAAAACCAAAAAAUUGGCUAAGCUGCAAAUACCUCCUACCUGUUCAUCAUCAACCAUUUCUCGCAUAGAUUUCAUCGAAAGAUGGGGCCUAACACCGGUAUUGCGGCCACGACAGGAACAACCAUUAAGCGGUGAAAAUCUUUCUGAAGCAUCGCCCCCUCUUCUGCGUGAUAGGUCUUUACCCAAAUUAAGCAGUCAAGACGAAGAAGGGGGGGCUGGUCAUGGCUAUGGUGGCGGGCCACAACACUUUGAACCCAUUCCUCAUGAUCAUGAUUUUUGUGAAAGAGUUGUUAUAAAUGUAAGCGGGUUAAGGUUUGAAACACAAUUACGAACGUUAAAUCAGUUCCCCGAUACGUUACUGGGGGAUCCAGCUCGGAGAUUACGGUACUUUGACCCGCUGAGAAACGAAUAUUUUUUUGACCGUAGUCGACCGAGCUUCGAUGCUAUUUUAUACUAUUAUCAAAGUGGUGGCCGACUACGGAGACCGGUCAAUGUCCCUUUAGACGUAUUUAGUGAAGAAAUAAAAUUUUAUGAAUUAGGUGAUCAAGCAAUUAAUAAAUUCAGAGAGGAUGAAGGCUUUAUUAAGGAAGAGGAAAGACCAUUGCCGGAUAAUGAAAAUCAAAGAAAAGUUUGGUUACUUUUUGAGUAUCCAGAAAGUUCACAAGCCGCCAGAGUUGUAGCCAUAAUUAGUGUAUUUGUUAUAUUGCUAUCAAUUGUUAUAUUUUGUCUAGAAACAUUACCCGAAUUUAAGCAUUAUAAGGUGUUCAACACAACUACAAAUGGCACAAAAAUCGAGGAAGAUGAGGUGCCUGACAUCACAGAUCCUUUCUUCCUUAUAGAAACGUUAUGUAUUAUUUGGUUUACAUUUGAACUCACUGUUAGGUUCCUCGCAUGUCCGAACAAAUUAAAUUUCUGCAGGGAUGUCAUGAAUGUUAUCGACAUAAUCGCCAUCAUUCCUUAUUUCAUAACAUUGGGUACUGUCGUAGCCGAAGAGGAGGAUACAUUAAAUCUUCCAAAAGCGCCAGUUAGUCCACAGGUACGUUCAAAUUGUUUACAUGUCUUUGUAAGAAAGAAAAAAAAAUACAACAACAAAAAAAUAAAUUACA